UUCAAGGUUCGCUGCGCUGUCGUGGGACAGCGUGCGGCAGAGGUUGGGGUUGUGGUGGAGCACGAGCGAAACUAACAGUCGACGCGCCACGGUCUGUGUGGUAAGGCAAUGGCUGGCGUGUUUGACCUAGAGAUUGAAGGGUCGAGCGACGCAGAAUUCGAAGAGGAAAACGGGGAUGACAUAUUUGACUACAGCAGCUGCAUCAAUGACCUAGAUCUCGGCUGCUGUGAGGAAAUUGAAAUCUCUGAAACCUGUGUCAACAAGGGGACAGAGAAGAUUGGACCAGAAUGCUUUGAGCUUUUACGAGUGCUUGGGAAAGGAGGAUAUGGAAAGGCCAAGAUAAUUCGGAAUGCCAAGGACACUGCACACACCAAGGCUGAACGGAACAUCCUAGAAGCAGUUAAGCAUCCGUUCAUUGUGGACCUGAUAUACGCCUUCCAGACUGGUGACAAACUCUAUCUCAUCCUGGAGUGUCUCAGUGGGGGAGAGCUUUUCAUGCAGCUAGAACGAGAAGGCAUUUUCAUGGAAGACACUGCAUGCUUCUAUCUUGGGGAGAUCACACUUGCCCUGGGACACCUACAUUCACAGGGCAUUAUCUACAGGGACCUGAAGCCUGAGAACAUCAUGCUGAAUUACCAAGGACACAUAAAACUGACAGACUUUGGGCUGUGCAAAGAAUCAAUCCAUGAUGGAGCAGUUACGCAUACCUUCUGUGGGACAAUUGAGUACAUGGCUCCAGAGAUCCUGAUGCACAGUGGCCACAACCGUGCAGUGGACUGGUGGAGUCUUGGUGCAUUGAUGUAUGAUAUGCUGACGGGAUCGCCACCCUUCACUGCUGAAAACAGAAAGAAGACCAUUGAUAAGAUCUUAAAGUGCAAACUUAAUCUGCCUCCUUACUUGACUCAGGAUGCCAGAGACCUCAUUAAGAAGCUGCUGAAGAAAAGUCCUGCUCAGAGAAUUGGAGGAGGAAUAGCUGAUGCCUUAGAUGUGCAGAAACACCAUUUUUUCAGACAAAUCAAUUGGGAAGAUUUACUUGCCCGAAGAGUUGAGCCCCCAUUUAAGCCAUGUCUGCAGUCAGAUGAUGAUGUUAGUCAGUUUGACACCAGGUUUACCCGCCAGACCCCAGUGGACAGCCCAGAUGAUGCAACUUUAAGUGAGAGUGCCAACCAGGCCUUUUUGGGUUUCACCUAUGUAGCUCCUUCUGUGUUGGAGAGUCUUAAAGAAGGUUUCUCUUUUGAACCUAAAAUUCGAUCUCCUCGUCGUCUCAACAGCAGCCCCAGGACCCCUAUAAGCCCUCCAUUUGCACCACUUGAGCCUUUCAAAGCCAGCUCAGACAAGAUGGACACAACACCAACACCGGACCCUACAGUAUCGAUACCGAUCCAAACACCAGCUCGGAAGAAGAAGAAAGGCCAUAACAUUGGAAUGGGUCGAACAGGACGAUAGAAAUUAAUCAUUUUGAUUUUCUGUUUAAUAAGAAAACAUUAAAAAUGCACAUAGAUGCUGGCUAGGGUGGAAGUUGGCAAUCAUGGUGGAAGUCUAGCUUGGAGACAGCUUGUGUGCUGACAGUGAUGUUUCCAAACUUGGAAGCAUAGUUUAACCCUCAGUUAUGCUGCUGUGUUUAUAAUGUACAACAAAUGUACAGUUUAUAUACAUGUAUAUUUUUAAAACAAAAGGUAGAUGCUAUUCAGAUAGUGAAUGCGGUGCAGUACUCCUAGUUUAAUAGAAGAAAUGUGUGUACAUAUAAAAACAAGAGCUAUGAGUUGCCAGAAGAGUACACAUGCCAGAGCUUUAUCCCCAAGAAACUGACUGCAUGCAUUAAUUAAUUUACAGUCAUGAAGGUCUAAGCAGACAUAAAAACAUAAAAUUCACUGAAUACUGAGAAAUGGAAGAACAACCUUUACAAACCAAACCAUCCAAAACCUCCAUUUAAACUGUUAGGAAAAAACAACCAGGAGUAAGUUUAGCACUUUCAUUCCUUUACUUCCAGAACUUCAUCAGACAUAAAGACAUAAUUUAUAGUAGAUGUAUUUCUGUUUUACACGACGCUGCCUAAAAUUGUUUAAUGAGGGACUUUGCUGUUUGGGAUGAAAGUUUUUUUUUAUUUUUUGUUUGCUUUUCAUAAAAUGUUAGCCAGGAAGGCUUAUCAGACUUGUUAAUGAUAGAUUGAGCUCUUGGAGAUGAAAGUUUUUUUUCCCAACAAAAUUGGAAAUAGGCAUCUCAGAUUUCAUUCUGAUGGUUGUUCACCAGUCCACUGAAGUACCUGAUUGGCCUUUAAACUUAUCAGUAUUAUGGUACAAAAGUGCAGCCUGUACCUCAGGUAAACUAAUGUUAUAUUUUCAGUACCUUUAAAUAUAAAAUUUGCUGCACUGUUCAUGCAAACUUCCUAACAGCUGUCAUGAUAAGAGAAGCAUAUCGGUUAUGAUUAUAGAGUCAUAGAGAACUUGGAGCCAUUCGUUUUCAUAGAAAAGAUUAACUGAAGGCAAUCUACCUCGUGUUCAUCUUACAUUUGCUUGUUCAUUCCAAGUAUAUGACUGGUGUUUUAGUUAUUUUUGCUGAAAUAAUUUGCCUCAAAGUCAUAUAUGACAAAUUGAGUAUUUCUGGCAAGCCAUCACUAAAGUUGUAAUAGCUUCUUAUGAAAGUGGCCUUAAUAUGUUGUACAGGCAAUUGCCUGGAGUGCGUAAACUUAUGCUUAGGAAUCGUGUCUGAAAAGAAUUAAGAAAGGUGAGCCUCUGCUCCGGAAGAAACGGUUCUAAAGCUUGUAUGUGGUGCAUACCUUGUCAACUCGUAGAGCAAGAAAUCUGGACAAAGGCACAAAUAAUAAAGGGACAAAAACCCAAAAAUAAGGGCACUUUAUAAAUAUUGCAGGAAUUUUUCUGAAGGAUGUGAAGUCUGAA
Messenger RNA from Protopterus annectens (West African lungfish), 2897 nucleotides. Its product is annotated as ribosomal protein S6 kinase beta-2-like. The record is from RefSeq and is a predicted model, not a curated record. Gene Ontology annotation, molecular function: protein serine/threonine kinase activity; ATP binding. Gene Ontology annotation, biological process: protein phosphorylation; signal transduction. NCBI's taxonomy places the organism in Eukaryota, Metazoa, Chordata, Ceratodontiformes, Protopteridae.